AGUUAUACAGUCGCAAAGUUUACUAACUGACUACAAAGAAUGUUUGCUUGUUAUUUAGCCGAAAUAUGACACUGAGAGAUGUUCAGCAUCUUCUAGUUCAGGCGUCAGAGCCAGUAGGAAAACCAGGAAACAACAAUUUCACAUUAAAUGGUGCUGGGAGAUACUUCCACAGCGUAUUUGGAUAUGGGUUGCUCAACGCCGGAAGACUUGUGACACUUGCAGAAAACAGGCAACCAGUUGCUCCUUUAUUAACAGAAGAAGAAAAGCCAAUUGAUAUUCGAUACCCAACUCCUUUUACACAGGAAGUGGACUUUUGUUAUAGCUGUGUAGUAAACAACAGCUCGAAAUGCGUCAGUAAGCUGGAGCAUGUCACAAUAAACAUUAGCUUCCAAACUGCAUGCGGAAAACUCCAGAUUGUGUUGGCAUCACCAGAUGGCACAGAAUCAGUAUUAGUAGAUUUACCCAAUGUUUCAGAAAAUAGCCGUUAUACGAUUCAUCUGAUGUCUGUACAGUUUUGGGAUGAGGUGGCUUUUGGGACAUAUAUGUUGAAAAUAAUUGGUGGAUCAAAUAAAUGUGGUCGGACAAAAGUUUUGUCGGUUUCAUUAAUUCUGUAUGGAACAAACGAUCACAAAGCCAAAGAAAGACAAUGUCGUGUUGCCAAAAAACAUGCGAGUAAUGACAAACGAGUCCACAGUGAUACAGAAUAUGCAUUAAUUUUUUUAGGAGGAGGAGCAGUUGUUCUUACAGCUUUAAUGGUUUAUGCAUAUAGGAUUAAUGCUUCACGAAUUUUCAUAAUCAAAUACUGGACAAGACUGCAACGUUUUGCAUGCAAGCGUCUACCUCCAUCAGACAAAUACGAACUACAUCCAUUUCGAAAUAACAUUGGAUGCUCCGACCUAGUGGGAACACGCUUGAUAGACAGUCCAGAGGUCCAGGGUUCUAAUCCCGGUCCAAGCACUUAACGUUUAUGGAGCACGUUAAAGAACCAGGCUGCCUUUUUACAAAAACCAAAGCUAAGUAAGCUGGACAUGCCUGUAUCUAAACUUUCCCUCUCACUAUCGUUUGGAAGAUGUGUCCCUCUGUGUAGCUUGUUAUGCACUGGUAGAGGAUGAGUAGGCACCCUUGAGUGGUUACCUUUGUAUAUGUUCAUGUAGAUCUGACUGUAAAGUAAUCUUGAACGUGUUUAUAGUGAAAUGUGCCAUGUAAAUAUUUAGUAUAUAAUAUAUGGCAAGAUGUCACAAUAGAAAAAUAGAUAGAUACACAGUCAACAUUGUCCGAAUCUUUAAGUCACAGAAAUAACUGAAAUUUUAUAUUUUGACUUUUGAAAAAUAAAUUAUAUCAUAAGAUCGUUUGGAAGCAUACACCCAAGCAAAAAUA
Messenger RNA from Mercenaria mercenaria, 1377 nucleotides. Its product is annotated as endoprotease bli-like. The transcript is spliced from 4 exons. Gene Ontology annotation, molecular function: serine-type endopeptidase activity. Bases 66 to 962 code for a protein of 298 amino acids. Gene Ontology annotation, cellular component: Golgi membrane; trans-Golgi network. Gene Ontology annotation, biological process: protein processing. The record is from RefSeq and is a predicted model, not a curated record. Lineage: Eukaryota; Metazoa; Mollusca; Bivalvia; Venerida; Veneridae.